Messenger RNA from Closterium sp. Naga37s-1, 2817 nucleotides. The record is from the annotation of a GenBank genome assembly. Lineage: Eukaryota; Viridiplantae; Streptophyta; Zygnematophyceae; Desmidiales; Closteriaceae.
AUGCACGAGUACCGGCUGACAGAGGAUUUGUCUGUAGCUGGACUGGCUGGUACAGACGUGGCACAUGCUACAGCUGCAGAAAGGGAUGCAGCAGGUGGCGCUGCUGGUGGUGUUUUAGCCAGCAGCAGCAACAGCAGCCCCAAGGGCAGCACUUCGGAACGUCGAACUGGCACUGCUCAAAAGAUUAACCUGGCGUCAUGGGUGGUUGUGAGAGUGCUCAAGCGAAGCUCCCUGACAGCUGAGGAGCAAGCGACAGUGACGCAACAGGUGAUGGCAGCACAACAUGCAAUGGUAGCACAGCAGAGGAUGACAGAACAGCAGCAACUGGGUGGGGCUCCUCCCCAAGGUGUGAAUCCGUUGCUCUUAGUGCACCCGCCGCGAGAGAUCAGAGCAGAGCAGCAGGCAGUUGUCACAGGUGGUAUGGGAGGAAGCAACGUGGCAGUGGCUCGUGGGACUGCACACAGGAUGGGAAGUUUGGCACCAGCAACAGGGUACCCUAUGGGUGUGACAGGGGAUGUUAGGAGUGAUUCACCCUCGACAGACUCCCAAGGGGAUAACUCCCCAACCACACUCACAACCAGCCAAUCACCCAACUCUUCCUUUUCUGCAAUGCCUGUGGAUGUGCGGAGCAGUGACACAGCAAGCCAAGCAGCAGGUUUGGGUACAGGAGCAGCAGCAAUGGCGCCUGUAGCAAUGGAGUUAGCAGGAGUAGGAGCGGCAGUAGGAGCGGAAUUUGGAGCCGCCGGUAACCUCUCUACACAUCCAACCCCCGCAUCCGCUCUCCUCAAGCUUCCCACUUCCUAUGUCCAGGCCGGUGCUUUUGGGACGAAACAAAACAGUGCUGGCAGCAGCAGCAGGCCAGCAGUGCAGCAAGGGGUACUGCCCCAGCCGCAACUCAGCUUGGCAGAACUGCAGCAUUUGUUGUUGCUCCAUCAGCAACAAAGCAGCGCUUCAGCAAUGCAGCAAGGAGUAUUGCUCCAGCAGCGGCACCAACAGAACAUCCCGGCAGUGCAGCACGAGUUAGAGCAAGUCCUCUUUCACGACCCAUCAUUUAGGCAGCUUUUGUUUCAGGCGGAGUCUUCUGAGCCACCUUGCAGCAGGGACGAAGACCCUCUUAUUCAGGUCCAAGCAGAGGCAGCGCCUUUUGGCCUAUGGGAGGUGAUGCAGCAGGGGAUGCGCACUGGGGAGGAUCAGAUGGUACUUCCAGAAGGAAUGACAGUACCAGAAAGAAUGACAAUACCACCUACACCAGGUGCCACCGUGCUGACACCAGCCAAUCCCCUCCUUCCGCUCCCCCCCACCCACAACCACAUCCAGCUUCUGUCUCUCCCACUCACAAGAGCACCACCAAACCAGCAAGCUGGUUUCACGGUUACCUCUCAGCAACAGCAAGGCCACAGUGCACCACAGCAGAGCGGUUACCAGCAGGCGAUCGCAGCCCCUUUUUCCUCCUGGUCUGCUCCUCCACACCCGUUCCGUCCUACCCCUUCUGCUUCCAUGUCUGCAUCCUCAUCGGGUGACUCUCAGCCCUGUACAAUGCAGCGUCCAGCAAUCCUUCCAACAUUUUCUACCGCUGCUAGUGUUGCUGCUGCUGGUGGUGCUAGUACAGACCCAGCUGGUGCUGCUGAUUCAGCUGAGCCAGGGGACACAGCAGCAGGUCAAAAGGACCACCAGGAGGAGAUGCAGCAGCUGGCAAAUCUUCUCCGAUCCAUCUUAGGGAAUUCAGUGGCCAGUACCAAUGCUGCCACUGCCGAACCUGCCGCUUCAACUCGCACCAGUCCAGCUCCUGCCCCUGUCUUUGCUUCAAGUUCUGGUGAGGUUCCCAUAGCCUCUGCCAUUCAAACAAUGGCUGCAGCUCUCAAUAUGGCUUCAAGUGGGCUCUUAAAAAGCACAGCAGCGGGAUCGGUUGCAGCACCCCCAAAUUCUGCUGUAGCACCCCAAUAUUCGGUUCUGGCACCUACUGCAGGAGCCCAGCAGGGGAAAAGGCACAAAGGGCAGCACAUAGUGAAUGUUGGGUACCCAGAGCAGCAGCAGCAGCAGCAGCAGCAGCAGCAGCAGCAUGGCCAAUAUUCCCUGCAUGAAAUGCUUCAGCAGCACAUGUCUCAGCAGCAGGAACUCAGUCCCGACCCCCCGCGUCCCAGAAGCGCUUCCUGUCCUGCUGUCCCUCUGCAAGGUGGCAAUCACCAUGUAACGCCCUUUCGUACCACCCACAGCUACAACCAUCCCGGGUCAUUGCAAGGGGCGCUGGGUGUGCAGGGUGAGCAAGGGAGGACAGAUAUGGAAACCCAGAGUGAUUCGCUCCUCCAUACCAGCGUGUGGGGGAGAGGUGGACUAGAGGUGGCUGGAAGGGGGAAGGUGGGAGAGGGGAGGAGUGGAGGUGGAGAUGGUGGCCUGGAAGAGAUUAUCCGCCACACCAGCUGGUAUGGACGAGCAGGGGUCUCUGGCAUGGAGCAAAGAGAAGUGAAUUUCCCAGGAGGGGUGGGAGUUGCAACAGCAGGGGUAGCAGCAGCUGGUGCAGGGGCGGAAUCAACCAGUGCAGGGGUGGAGGCCGCAGGGGUGGGAGAUGCAGCAGCAGGGGCAUCCACAGCAUCUGGGGCAGCGGCGGCAGCACGAGGAGGAGGGGACCAGAUGGCAUCGGUGGAUGGAUUGGGGAUAUCAGACCUGGAGGCGCUUCUAAUGGAUGCGGAGGGAGAAUUGGGCACGUUCAGCAGUAUGCUCACUGGGUUCAGCCCGCAUCCCUUCAGCAGCAUGGCUGGCAGCGCUCAGUCACUGCCCGAAUCAUUCUUUCCAUCACCAGCGGGUCUAUGGAUAGCGUAG